AUGGAGGUGCAGCUGGAAUCGUUGGGAGAUUUGUGCAGACGGCUUCAGGAAGCGGCGCGGCAGGCGCAUUCCAACAGCAAGGUGCUCUUAAAGCAUGCGGACACCAUGGUGCUGCGCGUCGAGAUCGCCAAGCGCAGCGUCGACCUCGUAGACCAUGAAUUCGACCAGGCGCUCGGAAGGUUUAUCCUCACUGCUUCCUUCCGCCUCUCUCCCCUUCCCCCCUCCCCUUUUGGAGCCUUGAAUUCUGCCGAGGCUCAAGAGCUCGUGGAAGCUGCCAUCUCAUCACUCGCCACGUGUCAGACUCUCCUUGGCUCGUCGUCCGUCCCUGUCAGCGACUCUCCUCGCAAUGCUUCUGGCCACAGAGUACCAGGCUCUGCUAUUGCUGCCGGCGCCACCGCCGCCGCUGCCCCUGUUGCAGGAGUGGCAGGAGGUGCAGUCAUGCGGGCAUCUGCACAUGAAGCUGCAGCUAAUGGUUUUCCAGGGAGUGGUGGUACACCUCCUGGGGGAACAAGAGGAACGGAUGCUUCUUCCACCUGGACUGCAACUCGAGGGGUAGCAGCUGGGAGUUCUGAAGCAGGGCUGACAGCUGCAGGGGUUGCUGCCGGUGGGCACAGCAGUCUGGGAGGACUGGAGGCGGCUGGAAUGGCUGGGGCAGGUGCAGUCCCAUACAGGGCUGUAGCGGCAUCAGUGCCAUACAGUGCUGUAGCACCGCUGGUGCCAUACAGCUCUUUAGCAGGGCUGACAGGGGGGCGGUUGGAAAAGGGAGGAGGAGGCAGGGCAGGGGAGAUGGAUGAUCUGGCUGCACGGGUGAGUCUGGAGACAGCGCUAGGGGACAACCUGAUAAGGCAGGCUCUUGCUUUCCUGCAAGAGGAGGGAGACGAAGGAGAGAGGGUAGCAGGUGGGAUGCAUGGGGCGGGAGGGGCGGGGGGAGUCGGAGCAGGAGGGGCGAAUGAGGAGGCAGCGGCUGGGAACCAGGGGGGUCAGAGCGUGAGUGGUGGCAGCGGCAGCGGGAUCAGCCUUGCCGCUGCAGCCGCAGCUGCAGCAGCACCAGCGGCAUCACCAGCAGCAGCAGCGGCAGCAGCAGCAAACAGCCAUGCUGUUGCUGCUAUCACUGGCAGGGCUGCUGCGCCUGGGACCAUUAGCAGCCUUGCGGCCUUUCCCAGAUUCAGCACCAACAACAGGACUCCCUCUGGUGCAACCGGUGGCAUAGCUGCUAGCGCUGGUGGUGGCGGUGGUGGUGGCGGUGGUGGUGUUGCUGUUGCCCCUGCCUUGGCAGCUGCUGGUUUCUCAAGAACUGGACUGGCAACGCAUGGCGGAGAGUCAGACAGGAAACGAGCAGCAGAGGAGGAUCCGGACGGGCAAACCCUCAUCCCCCACAAGCGGCAGCGUGCGCCUGCAAAACCCUCCGCCUCCGAAAUCCCUCCGGACGGAUGGGAGUGGCGGAAGUACGGGCAGAAAGCUACACUCGGGCAGCUGUACCCGCGGAGUUAUUUCCGGGUCGAGAGAGGGCAGAAGUGGGAGGGAGAGCGCAGGGGAUUUGGGUCGGGCAGAGGAGAGCAGCACUGGUGUGAGUCCACCCUCUCAGGCAAACCCACCUGGAGCAAACCACCCAGGGUCAUACCUGGCGGGGUCACACCCACCUGA
Molecule: messenger RNA, 1644 nt
Organism: Closterium sp. NIES-65
Lineage: Eukaryota; Viridiplantae; Streptophyta; Zygnematophyceae; Desmidiales; Closteriaceae
Source: the annotation of a GenBank genome assembly